Molecule: messenger RNA, 309 nt
Organism: Paraglomus brasilianum
Lineage: Eukaryota; Fungi; Glomeromycota; Glomeromycetes; Paraglomerales; Paraglomeraceae
Source: the annotation of a GenBank genome assembly
AUGUCGACGAAAUUAGAGGUCGAGGAUGUUGAAAUUUUUGAAUGCCCGGCAAUUGAUCGGCUUGUUGAAUCAUCCAAAAUUUUGGAUAAUGGAGAGCUAGUCGAUGAAAAUAGUCGUCUUAGAUGGAUUCCUUAUUCCGAAUUUACUGAUAUCGAAACAAUCGAACAUCCUUCCGAACAAAUAAUCUAUAAUGCCCAACAUAAACUAGCAGGAAAGGAUACACAUUUGUCACUGAUAAAAUAUACCUUUACAAGCUCUGAUGUUUUACCACGUGGAAAAAUAACAAUGAAAAUGACAGCUCAGCGAUAA